Molecule: messenger RNA, 2627 nt
Organism: Monodelphis domestica (gray short-tailed opossum)
Lineage: Eukaryota; Metazoa; Chordata; Mammalia; Didelphimorphia; Didelphidae
Gene: CD44
Product: CD44 molecule (IN blood group)
Biological process (GO): inflammatory response; cell adhesion; positive regulation of ERK1 and ERK2 cascade
Cellular component (GO): plasma membrane; basolateral plasma membrane; macrophage migration inhibitory factor receptor complex
Molecular function (GO): cytokine receptor activity; hyaluronic acid binding
Source: RefSeq, a predicted model, not a curated record
AUUGAUAAGGAAGCCAGACCACCCUCCCAGCCGAGAGCAUUGACGGGAACCCUGCCAUCUGCUCUUUGCCAUCACUGGUCCUGAUUUACAAUCUCAUUAUACUUUAAAGCAAGCAAGCAAGCAAGCAAGCAAACGCACAACAGGAGCUAAACAAAAGAGUGCUGGUGCCUCCUUAAGCGUACCCCUGGCAGGCUGCUUGCUUAAUCAUACAACUGCCCUUCAGCUAUCCACACUGGGUGUGCCCUCACGCUUAUGUCCCUCCUUCAAAACUGCGAGCAAACUUCCGAGACUCUCUCACUCCUGGACCGACUCAUCAGACUUGGACGUGCCUUUGUCUUAAAAGCUCCGGCUGGGGAAACUCGGAGUUUGUUUAGAGAGGAAGAGAGAGAACCAACCCAGGACAGACAAUGGACAGCUUGUGGACUCGGGCAAUUUGGGGAUUACUCUUGGUGCAGCUGAGCCUGGCCCAGAUCGAACUGAAUCUUACCUGCAGAUAUGCAGGGGUUUAUCACGUCGAAAAAAAUGGCCGAUACAGUAUUUCUCGAACUGAAGCUCCUGACCUUUGUAAGGCUUUUAACAGCACCCUCCCUACCCUGGAACAAAUGGAAAGAGCAUUGAGCAUUGGGUUUGAGACUUGCAGGUAUGGAUUCAUAGAGGGACAUGUUGUAAUCCCAAGAAAGACCCCCAGAUUUCUGUGCGCAGCCAAUAACACUGGCGUAUAUAUCCUCGCCUCAAACACAUCUCUGUAUGACACCUACUGCUUCAAUGCCUCAGCCCCAUUGGAUGCAGAAGACUGCUCAUCUGUCUCAGACAUACCAAGUGUAUUUGAAGGACAAGUCACCAUAGGCAUUGUAAAUCCUGAUGGAACCCGCUAUACCAAGAAAGGAGAAUACAGGACAAAUCCAGAUGACAUCAACUUCAACUACAAUCAAGACGAUGAUGUGAGCAGUGGAUCUGCUGGUGAGAGGAGCACCAUGGGCAGUUCCACCAUCAUCCAGACUUCAUACCCUGAUGUAAUGACUACUUCCUUCAACGGCCUGAGGAAUGAUGACUUUGAAACCUCUUCUCCUGCAGUCACCAAGACUCAUUCCAUUCCUGAAACAACAGCUCAGGAGCAGCAUAAUUGGAUGUGGUCGUGGUUUGUCCAAUCACCUCCUAAGACUGAGUAUCUCACAACGGCCAAGCCAGCUUUGACCAGCUCUAGUGGUACCACCCAUAAGACAACAGCAGUGGGACAAGAAGAUUCUGACUGGUUUUCACAGUGGCUCUGGCCUUCAAAACGUGAGAGGCAGCUGUACACAACCACAAGGACAGUUGGUAUGGACUCAACUACCACUUCAGAAAGACUGCAACCAACUGAGGAAAGAGAAGAUGAAACAGAAAAGUUCCCCAGUUAUUCUGGAUCAGGCAUUGAUGAUGAUGAAGAUUUUGUCAAUCAUGAUCACUCCAGUACCACUUCAGCUACAACACGUGCUACAAGUGAAGAAACGAUUGGGAAUCAAGACUGGCAAAACUGGGAACAUGGUCCCCAAAAUCCUGAAGAACAACCUCAAGCAACAACAGAAGUGACUGCUAUUGUGGAUAUGACCAGAAGUGAUGAUAGGUCUUAUGGAGAAAAUUCAACCAAAGAAUCACAGCAUCCUCUUAUAUUUGAUGGGAACCAUGAAGAUUAUGAUGGACAUCAUUCUUCAAGUACAACCCAGGACAGAUAUUCCAGGCAUGAAACAACAUCUCAGAGCCAAGAUGAUUCCUGGAUAGACUACCUUGAUCCAAUUUCCCAUCCAAUGGAACCCUACAAUCCAACAAGAAGGAACAUGGAUACAGCACCUCACCACUCAACUGCAGAUCCAAAUGAAGGGUGGAUUGAAGACUAUGGCACCACAGAGCAAUCUCCAAUGGCCACCCCAGAACAGAAUCAUCCUGAGAGCACCUCCAGACCACGUACAGGUUUGGAAGAUGGCCAUGAGCAUUCCACAGCUCCUUCUCCAACAUCCUUCAAUGGAGAAACAGAUGGAAACUUUCCUGAAGACUCAACCACUCCUGUAGAAGAUUCCAUUUCUAAUUUCCCAGACACAAAUGAAAACACAACCCACUCCUCAGGGGCCCACAUGCCUACUGAGUUGCCAGGAAUGACUGAACCUACUGUUUCAGGAGGUUUUGCUUCUGAUAAUUCAGGUCCUGAUGACUCCUAUCCUCAUCGACCCCGUAGGCCUGCUGUUACAGGCUACUCAACCCCAUUCCCUGAAGGGAACCAAGGCCAGUCUGGACAAACAACUGACAACCGUCCAAGAAAGGCCCAAAUUCCAGGUAUGUUCCAACUUGGAAAAGGCAGAGCCUCUGAUGGAGAGACUCCCCAAAUCUCAGUCCUCAUGAAUGACCAAAGAGAUCAGAAGGAGAAUGGCCACCAGGGCUCAUUCCUAUUGCCUUUCCAAUCUACAGAAGAGGGAAGCAAAGUAGAUUUCAUUAGAGCUGAGCAGCCUAAUUCCUCCCCCUUGAGCCAUGGAUAAUAGGAGCCAUGUGGUCUCCUGGGUACAAGGUACAGAGGGACAGAAACACUUCUUUCUUCCCCUAGUGAGCCUAGACUGACUUUUGAUCAGAUUUAAGCUCUGAAAACCCUAGAAAAUCAU